Messenger RNA from Cadophora gregata, 1360 nucleotides. RefSeq lists its product as uncharacterized. The transcript is spliced from 4 exons. Bases 582 to 1229 code for a protein of 215 amino acids. The record is from RefSeq and is a predicted model, not a curated record. Lineage: Eukaryota; Fungi; Ascomycota; Leotiomycetes; Helotiales; Ploettnerulaceae.
CCGCAAUACAUCAUAGCUACCGAGUACUUCAAACUACUGUACGAUUGAAACAUCCUAUCCUAUCAUAGAAUUGGAGCUCUACUAUGCUUCUCCAUUAAAAGUACUUAUUUAUAUGUCACCCAGUCCCCUUAAAAUCGGAUUGCUUACCGGACAUACCGUCCGGCAGAAUUAUUAUCCAACGUAUUGAGAUCCGGCAUAAAUUCAAGUAUGAAGUGGUGUGUAAAUUGGCUGAGGAUUUUGUUUCCUCUCAACAUAAAACCUUCAAUUGAUUAAGACUACCUGGGUGGAAUAAUCGAAAACUCAAUUGCAUUUCGUCCAAGCAAGAAGAUACCAUAUAAAUCUCUUCAGAAUGGCAGGAACAGAAUCUCCGUUCGCGAAGGGCCACGCAGUCUUCGUCUCUCACCAGCAAGCUCUCGGCAAAAAGCACAAAAUGGCUGGCCAAGCACCCGUCAACGAUCAAUUACCAACCUCUACUGGCGGCUACCAGAUUUGCCUCGCAGCCGGCAAGCUCGAGAACAAGAAAACUAUAAUCACCCGGCGGCGACAGCGGAAUUGGUCGUGCCGUCGCCAUCUCGUAUGCAAUGGAAGGUGCAGGAUCAACAAUCGUGUACAUGGAGGAAGAAGACAAAGAUGUGCAGGAGACGAAGAGACUUGUUGAGGAGAAGGGGGGUAAAUUGGGACUGAUUUGGGCGGAUUUAAGAAGUGCUGAGAGGUGUAAGAGUGUGGUGGAGGAGGCUGCGAAGGGGAUGGGAGGUGUGGAUAUUUUGGUUCUGAAUGAUGGGUAUCAGAUGAUGAAGGAGACGAUUGGGGAGCUUAGCGAGGAGCAAUGGGUCAAAACCUUCGACACCAACAUCCACCCCUUCUUCUACCUCUCCAAAUACGCCCUUUCACAUAUGUCCCCGGGCUCCACAAUCAUCACCUGCGCCUCCGUCAACCCCUACAUCGGCCGCCCCGACCUCCUCGACGACACCUCUACUCAAAGACGCCAUCGUAGCCUUCACCCACGCUCUCUCCAACCAGCAGCUCUCCAACGGCAUCCGCGUCAACAGUGUAUGUCCCGGCCCGAUCUGGACACGCCCUUGAUCCCGGCAACCAUGAACGAGAAAGCACAGAAGGAGUUUACUAGUCCAGUGGGGAGACCUGGACAGCCUAGCGAGGUGGCGAAGUGUUUUGUGUUUCUGGCGAGUGCGGAUAGUAGGUUUUAUGAGUGGGCAGAGCUUGAAUCCUGAUAGAGGUUUGGUUGUGGGUAGCUAAAGGCCGUGAUGGGGAUGUGAAGUGGAAGACAAAGCGUCUGAGGGGUUAAGCGAGUAAACAACAAAAGACAAACGCUGUGUGCUCUACCUGUAACGCAAUGUCGAAG